AUGUCAUUGAAGUGGCUUGAUGCUAUUACAGAUAAAUUACUUGAUGCCGGCUCCAAACCACCAGGUACACCUGCUGGUCUUUCACUUUCAAAAAUACAAAUGCUUUGCAAGGAAGUUCGUAAAAUUUUAAUUGAUCAACCAAUCCUUCUCGAGCUUCAGCCUCCGCUUACAAUCUGUGGAGAUAUUCAUGGUCAGUAUCACGAUCUUCUUCGCAUUUUUGAUCGUUGCAAAUACCCACCACAAACAAAUUACCUAUUUCUUGGCGAUUAUGUUGAUAGAGGUGUCCAAUCCAUUGAAACAAUAUGUUUAUUAUUCUCAUACAAAAUCAGAUAUCCAGAAAACUUCUUUUUACUCAGAGGAAAUCAUGAAUGUUCGUAUAUCAAUCGUGAAUUUGGUUUCUUCGAUGAAUGCAUACAGCAAUAUAGCGUCACUGUUUGGCGUAUGUUUUCAGAUGUGUUUAACUGCUUACCACUUGCAGCCAUUAUUGAUGACAAGAUCUUCUGCGUUCACGGAGGUAUUUCACCAAAUCUUAGAAAGCUUGAUGAUAUCCGUGCAUUAGAAUCUCAGAGACCAUUCGAAAUUCCAGAAGAAGGUUUAGUAUGCGACCUAGUCUGGUCAGAUCCAGAUUUCGAAACACCUGAAUGGGCAGGUAAUGAUAGAGGUGCCUCAUACGUCUUUGGUGUCAAUCCGCUUAAGAAAUUCCUUGAAAGAUUCCAUUUCGAUUUAGUUGUAAGAGGUCAUCAAGCCGUUAUGGGCGGAUAUGACUUCCCAUUCCAAGACGAGCAAGGAAUUGUUACAUUAUUCUCUGCUCCAAACUAUUGUUAUGAAUACGAUAAUAAAGGUGCUACAAUGCAAGUGGACGAAAAUCUCUUCUGCAGCUUCACUGUUUUGCCACCAAUGAAGUGGGAAGAAGACUAUUUCGUUGGUCCACGUCCAGGUACACCACCAAGAGGAACAGAAGAAAACGGUCCAACAGAAUUGCACCUCUAA
Trichomonas vaginalis G3 is the source of this 990-nucleotide messenger RNA. Its product is annotated as protein phosphatase 2A family, catalytic domain family. NCBI's taxonomy places the organism in Eukaryota, Parabasalia, Trichomonadida, Trichomonadidae. The transcript has a single exon. Gene Ontology annotation, molecular function: protein serine/threonine phosphatase activity. Gene Ontology annotation, cellular component: cytoplasm; nucleus. Bases 1 to 990 code for a protein of 329 amino acids. The record is from RefSeq and is a predicted model, not a curated record.